AUGGAUCUCGAUUCAAAAUUAACAGCGAACAAACGACAAUUCGAGUCUGGCGGAAUCAGUGAAGAUGACUUUAAGAAAAAUAAAAAAAGGAUAAUAGAAGAGUGGUUAAGCAAAUCGAAAGAAACCAAACAACCUGAACAUUCUCGUGAAACGGACUUGUAUGCGGUUCUCCAAUUGACACCCAGCGCUACUGAAACUGAGAUUAAAUCAAGUUACAAGAAACUUGCUCUGAGAUAUCACCCUGAUAAGAAUGGCGGUGUUGAAACCGAACAGGCAUAUCAAAUUCUCUCUGAUGAGAACAGUCGCGUACUUUACGAUAACCACGGAACAGUCAGCGGCGGAGGAGAACUUUGGAAACCCUACAUCGGUGACCUGGAAAUUGGUCUCUGGAUACAUUCAUUUGAUAGCAAUAGUUCACCCGAAUUAGAACAUGAAACCUCUGUUAAGCAGAAAGAACGUCGUCAUAACAUUCGUGUUCGAAACAUUAGUAGUCAUCUGCAAGACAAACUUUCUCAAUUCCCGGAGCAAAUCAAUCCUUCGUUUAAGCAAAGCCUUUCUCUAGAAGUCCAGAAACUUAUUGCAGAACCUAACGGCAAAGAGUUAUUAUCCUUACUAGGCGAAAUUUACAUUUCUGAGGCCAAAACCCAAUUAAGCAAAGAAAUAUUCUCCAAUAACAUAUUCUCUAAUCUUUUUAAUGGCUUCAUGUUUGCUUUGGAUUUAAUUCAUGAAGUCGUAACAAACAAGACUAAUAAGGGGUCAGAAGAAGAGAAAGUUCUCAAUAACACGGAAUAUAGUAUGGAUAAACGCGAUCGUCUUGCAAAUUCACUACUUCUCUUAGGCAAGUUGUGGGUGGAAUAUGCAAAUACGGCAUUAGAAUGA
Molecule: messenger RNA, 879 nt
Organism: Acaulospora colombiana
Lineage: Eukaryota; Fungi; Glomeromycota; Glomeromycetes; Diversisporales; Acaulosporaceae
Source: the annotation of a GenBank genome assembly